Molecule: messenger RNA, 2040 nt
Organism: Colletotrichum abscissum
Lineage: Eukaryota; Fungi; Ascomycota; Sordariomycetes; Glomerellales; Glomerellaceae
Product: ankyrin-2 ankyrin
Exons: 3
Coding region: 1-2040 (679 amino acids)
Molecular function (GO): protein binding
Source: RefSeq, a predicted model, not a curated record
AUGGCGGUCAACCCGGCUCCCAACAUCGGAUCGCCGGUUGGACCACCUCCUGCGCCUUUGCCCUUCAGCUUGCAAACGUCGCAAGAUAGCGCUUAUGGCUUCGGUCAGAAAAUUGCUGACAAGCGAGCUGCGAAGUGCCUGCCUCAACCUCGAACAUGGCCGCAAAAGUGCGAUCGCUGUUUGUCGAAAGGCCUAGAGUGUUCACCUGGCGAAGUCAAGAAAAGGACACGAAGACGGGCUCCAGGCGAAGAAGAGCCUGAAAGCAUGAUGAGUAUCCCGAGCGACCGGGGAUCCCACGGCCAAGAUCAUGAUGGCUCUAGCAACUUUUGGAACUGCGAAGAUCUUAUGGAUAUACUUACCGCAGUCCAGCUUCUGAACAGCGUAUACGAAGUCCAUCAUCACCAGAGAACCUCCUUGCUAGAUAUUCUCGAUUUCCAAAAGACUCCCUGCCAAAGCAAUGGACCUGGGACUCAGGCACAGCUCGAUGUGCCCUACGUCUCGGGCCUUCAUCAGACCUUACCACUUCUCAAAGACAGGAUAUCGAUCGCCAUCAAGACGAGACUCGGCCACGGCAAGACUACGUGUUUCGCGGAGAGGAUGUUGUUUGAGAAUACUCUCAGUGAGCUACACAGCAAUUUGCCGAAGCGUCCGAUUAUUGAUGGCCCUGUCGAAACCCAUAAACUACUCAUACGCGAACAGAUCUCAGACCUGAUGUUUCGGUCCAGGUCAAGCAUGUCGGAGACCAUUACGUUGAAAGCGAUAGUCUCACUAUCCACCACACUUUCUUCGAGGCUUCCGAUACUUUUGAAGAAGUUUGAUCUCUACGACUGGUCUUACGUUGAACAGGGCUUCGGCCCAGAAUGGGAGAAGUUGGUCCCCCAUGCGGUUGUUGGGUGUCUCCUCUUCGCUCCGGGCGAUCUCUACUCAGACUCGCAGCCAUACGCCAAGAUCUGGGCUCACGACAUUCUGGUGAAAGAGGGCGCGAAGUACCCCAUAGUCGCACGGGAUCUCGCCCUCAUCCCGCCCAAAUCCAGCAGCUGGUCCCUGAAGGAGCUUGCCUUCCUCACCGACCACGUCGGACCGGACCUCAAGGACAGUCAAGGGCUGACUCUCGUCCACGCCGCUAUCUUGGACCACAGGCCGGACAUUGUGCAUCAGCUUCUCGAGCCGGGAGGCGCCAAACCGUGGCACCGAAUAUUCAGGAGACGGUUCUCCCUUUUUCAUUUCGCAGCCUCGGUGGGAUGCGAGUUGUGCUACGCGGAGUUGCGCUGCCACCCAGAUAUCCGGCCGGCGGAGGAGACGCGGGACCGGAACGGAAUGCUGCCCUUGCACGUCGCUGCCCUUCGCGGGCAAGUGAACGUGGUGGAAGCUAUUCUCAAGGCGCAUUUUGACGGAGCGGAGGAGAAUGAGGAGUACGUGAAUCGUGAGACGUCAGAAGCUGGGCAUACUGCUUUGUAUCUCGCGAUAGCGCGGGCCGAAGAUGAUGCUACAGCUAGAUUCUUGGCAAUGUACCCCGGCGUCGACUUCCUCGUGGAUCGUCAGGUACGGCAGACAGCGCUUCAUGUUGCGGCGUCUCGCAAACGACACGGUCUAUUGCGGUUUCUCCUUUCUCGAGCACCCGAGCAUCAGCUCAAUGUGCAGAACGAAGACGGUGAGACGGCAUUGCAUAUUAUUGCCCGGCAUGGUGACCGAGAAACAUUGAACGCUGUCUUGGACCUCCCCUCAAUUGAACUUGACGUGACGGCCAACGACGGAUCAACACCACUGGUUGAUGCUGUGACGAACGGGAACAUGGAGGCGAUGGAAGCCUUGAUCGGCUGCCCGGGUGUGGAUAUCACGGCGUUACGGCGGCCUUUGGAGCCCUUUGGGUUUUCUGCACUGGAGCAUAUCUUGCAAGAGGCAAACGGCAACGAUGGUUCUGGGGGGUACGUCGAUAUUCUGGAGUGCUUGCGAGUGCGUUGUCCCGAGCUAGAAGACGAUCUUUAUGAGGCUUCAAUGGCUGAGAUGGAGACGGAUGACGGUGAUAUGGAGGUUGAGUAA